Cuscuta epithymum is the source of this 1063-nucleotide messenger RNA. NCBI's taxonomy places the organism in Eukaryota, Viridiplantae, Streptophyta, Magnoliopsida, Solanales, Convolvulaceae. The record is from the annotation of a GenBank genome assembly.
GUUUACUAAUCCCAUUCGAAGGACUGGCCUCCGAUCGCAUCCAUCGCGCAUCCGUGUACUCUUCCUCCAGCAUUCCCCUUCACAAAACACACACUUUCCCCAAUUAUCAAAACCUGUUACUUCCCUCCCAUUCUCCUCUUCACUCGACGAUCUUCUUACCUACUUAUCCUCUCUAUAGGUCUUUGUUCAAGCGCAUCCAAGGAUAUCUCCGAAAACCAGACAAGGUAAAAAAAUAAGGGUCCUGAAAGUCCGUCCGUAAAUUUGUCUCUAGUGAUGGCGUCAUCUUCUUCUCAUUUGCGCCGUGGUUUGGUAUACCUACUUUAGUAGGCUGUUCACUGUUGGGUGACCUUUUGAACAACUCAGCUGGGUUCAUGCGAGUAUCAAAUGAGAUUAUAUCCAAUGGUUUGUACACACAGCAACAAAGGACCUUUAUACAAAUGAGGACCAAGCUUAAAGUAGUUGACAAUUCGGGUGCAAAAAAAGUGAUGUGCAUACAGGCACUGAAGGGAAAGAAAGGGGCGCGAUUGGGUGACACCAUAGUUUGCUCAGUCAAGGAAGCUCAGGCUGGGGGUAAAGUGAAGAAAGGAGAAGUCCACUAUGGUGUGGUUGUUCGUGCUGCAAUGCCAAGAGGCCGAUGUGACGGGAGUGAGAUCAAGUUUGAUGAUAAUGCUGUGGUUCUUAUCAAUAAGCAUGGUGAGCCGAUAGGGACCCGAGUUUCUGGCCCGGUUCCACAUGAGCUUAGGAGGAAGAAGCACCUGAAGAUUCUUAGCCUUGCUGAGCAUAUUGCUUGACCUGAGGAGGUCAUGCGUUGUCUGCUCUUUCUGCCCACACACCCUUUUUGGCUCCAGUGCUUGUUUCAAUUUCCACAGGAUGGCUUUUUGGGUAUUUUUGGUUUUCGAAUUAAAAUGAUUCACAAUCAAACACAUUUUAUUAAGGAUUGGGUUAUGCUAAAUGCAUUGUUUGUUGUGGUUUGACUUGCAAGAUAACUAAGUAGAAAGUCUGUAAAAUUGCAUGAAGGAUCAUAAUGCAUGAAAUUUUUAAAGAUUACUUUGAGUAUUGCAAA